Molecule: messenger RNA, 483 nt
Organism: Penicillium waksmanii
Lineage: Eukaryota; Fungi; Ascomycota; Eurotiomycetes; Eurotiales; Aspergillaceae
Exons: 1
Coding region: 1-483 (160 amino acids)
Source: RefSeq, a predicted model, not a curated record
AUGGAGAAGAUCUACUCUCUACAUAUCAAUUCAAAAGCACUGCCAAGCCUAAAAUCGCGAUUGAUUGUGGAUGCAGUUGAGAUAUGGAAAGACCUUGAUGAGUUGAAACCUCAACCUCCUCUUGAUAACGGAGAAUACUCUGAUUUACAUGCUUCUUGUGUCUCAGCACUGUAUGCAUGGCUAUACUUGGUCAUUCAUCCCAACGGAAUUCAGGACGCAAAACUCCAAUCUGUGGUUCGGGAUGGUCUGGCCAGCACCGAGCAUCUGGAUUCAUCGGUGGUUUCACCUUUUUUAUUCAUUCCUGCCUUUUGUCUUGGCUUGGCAGCCAUCAACCAGGACGAUAGAAGUUCCAUGAAUGAAAUAUUUGAAGAUAUUGGCAACAUUGCUGCUUUCAUUGACAUAAGUCCAUACCGAGGUAUCGUCGAACGAAGCUGGCGAAGAUGGGACAGGGGUGACAAAAGGAGCUGGGACUGGACUGACUAG